Molecule: messenger RNA, 2097 nt
Organism: Oncorhynchus kisutch (coho salmon)
Lineage: Eukaryota; Metazoa; Chordata; Actinopteri; Salmoniformes; Salmonidae
Product: thioredoxin domain-containing protein 9
Exons: 5
Coding region: 893-1564 (223 amino acids)
Source: RefSeq, a predicted model, not a curated record
AAUGUAAAAACUCUCUUGGUUGCAUCGAAGUUAUUGUUAGCCUAGCAGCUCUACCUGCGGCAGGUCAGGCUUGAUGGCGCCAGCUAGGCUAAAACGACGCCAGUGAUUGUACCUUUGUUCAUUGUAGGACACUUUCUAUUUCUCAACUUUGUCUGAAAUAUGAUGCGAUUAAUAGUAUGCUACAGUAAUUUAGCUAGUUAACAAACAUAACGUUAGCUAGCUAGCUGACAUAGCUUGAACUAGGACUUUAACUUAAGUAACGUUAGCUUUCUCGCUAUAGUGGUUAGUUAACAGACAAUGGUAAUUUGUUAGUGGUGGGUCAGUAAUCAAAUGACAACUUUCUAAAUAUGUUUAAGACUAGCUAGUUAGCUAACUUUUUAAAUGGGAAAACUUUAGCUGGUUAGCUAGCUAUUUUCAUCUAUUGAAAACAUCCAGGCACAAAUAUCUUCGUUACCAUGGUCACCAGCAAAGAUUUGUUUAACUAAACCAAGAUAUGAUAUGACAGAUAUGUCGUUUCCAAUGGGAACAAAUGAAUCAUAGUGGGCAGAGCCAAGCACGAACUAAGGAAGUCCUAUUGCCCUGUUCAAGCAUACGUCUUCGAAUUUCAGUUGGCCUACCCUGUGAAGUGCGCGUGUGCACUCGUCUUUUCACUCCUUGUAAAUAAAGCGAUUUUGGCAAAACAGUACAAAACUUAGUAUAAUCUGUUUAUAACAGGUUCUAGUUUUGGAAACAAACGUUUAAUAAAGAGAAAAUCCAUCUCCUCCGACUGCCCGGUCAUUGGGCUUCCUCUCGCUACCAUAUUUGGUAGUGUUUGGAAACGCCAAGUGGAUGCUUCACAUUUAUACAUCAGGAAUAUAGAGUGAGUGUCAGAAGUUUCAUAAGGCUCUUCAUCAUGGCGAGUCAGUCGAUGGAGAUCAUGGCCAAGGCGCUGGAGCAGCAGGUGCUGCAGUCAGCCAGGAUGGUGGAGGAGCAGCUGGAUGCAGAGCUGGGGAAGCUGGAGCGCAUGGAUGACGAUGAGAUGGAAAAGCUGAAGGAGAGGAGGAUGGAGGCCCUCAAGAAAUCCCAGAAACAAAAGCAGGAGUGGCUGGGUAAAGGGCACGGGGAGUACAAGGAGAUUCCCAGUGAGAAAGACUUCUUCCCUGAGGUGAAGGAGAGCAAUCGAGUGGUCUGCCAUUUCUACAGAGACUCCACCUUCAGAUGCAAGAUCCUGGAUAAGCACCUUAGCGUCCUGGCCAAGAAGCACCUGGAGACCAAGUUCAUCAAGCUGAAUGUGGACAAGGCUCCAUUCCUGACAGAUAGGCUGCGGAUCAAGGUGAUUCCCACGCUGGCGCUGGUAAAGGAUGGGAAGACCAAGGACUACAUAGUGGGUUUCACAGACCUAGGAAACACAGACGAGUUCCCCACAGAGGUGCUGGAGUGGAGAAUGGGCUGCUCUGACAUCAUCAACUACAGUGGUAACCUCAUGGAGCCCCCCACCCUGACACAGAAAUCUGGUUCGAAGUUCAUCAAAGUGGAGAAGACCAUCAGGGGGAGAGGACACAACUCAGACUCUGAAGACGACUAGAAGACCCUGUCAGCCAUCAACUUCCGUCUCUCUCGCUGGGCUACUAACCGGCAGAACCAUCUCUUCCUGUUUUGUUCCUUUCCCAUGUUUAUCAUUUUCCUAUUUAUCCCAGUCUUCCAUGCUUUGUUUUGUGUGUGUGUGGACUUAAUCAUACGAGUUCAUAUUUAAUUACAUUCAAGUGCUUUUUGGUUGUUUAUUUCCAACCUGCAAAGAAAAGGAUACCUAUCUGAGCCAAUGAACUUUCUGCCCUAACUGACUCAUUGAUUCCAAAUGAAGUCUACAACUGGAUACCUUCAGACCUGAUGCUGUUACCAUUUAACAUUAUAAAUAAUCAUCCUUGCUAACACUAUGGCUAGCUAAAUUAACAUCGAUCCAUGUCAUUUGUCGACACGAUUUGUGGGGGAAAACUUCAAUCCAGCUUUUCAUGAGCAAGUGCCAAGGUCAGCUGCAUUCCACAGCCACCUCCUUUGUGUCAAUGUGAUUGGUAGCACAGGUUUGAGUUUUCUAUAAAAAUAAGCUGAUCAUCACUGGCA